GUGUCCACUGCAAUCCAGACACCCAACAAGAAGCUUUCUAUAAAACCAAGCUCCCCCCAUGCAGCACAAACACUACUCGCAAAACUCCAUGGAGAAUCGCCCGCACAGGAGCGGCUCUGGCGACGUGUUCUCAUUCCCAAGCACUCCGGUUGAAGACCAAGACUCCGACUUCGAGUUCGGUUCUAUUACGCCGGACUCAUCCUUCAAAAACUCUCCUGCCGACCAUUUGUUUUUCAAUGGCCGGCUCUUACCGCAUGCUUUUCCUAUUCAACGAACCGCCAGUAUCGCUAUAGAGGGUUCUCGUACAACGAGCCGCACGAGCAGCGUUAGCAGCAAGGACUCGCUAAGGUCGUCGCGAAGCAAUAGCACGAAUAGUCGGAGCAGUAGUUGCAGCAGUGCAAGGACGAGCACGAGCGACAUUUCUGAGAGAAAAUUGUUGUAUCAGUACAAAGUUGCAUCCAAAGCAACUAUGGCUAGAGAUAGACACCAAGCCUAUAAUAAAGCUCUUUCAGCACAAAUAUACGGGUCUUCUCAAAGGUGGCAAUAUAUUACACCUGUACCUCUUUUGAGUCGCGACGACCCUUUGCGUAGAAAGAAAACGGGGAAAGAAGCAAAACCAAAGAAACAAGUUCGGGAGAGGAAAGGGGAAAGCUUGUGGCAUUUUACUGAAUUUUUCAGGGGGAUUGUCUCGGCCUGCAAAGAAUGCCAUGCCAUGGAACCGUCGAGCAAAUUAAGAUGAUCAUGUGUGGCAAGGAGAUCGACUUGAAGUUAGAAUAACUCAUCCAUUUCUUAUUUUCCUAUUAAUUUUUGGGGUUUGAGCAUAAUGUCGCUAGGCAUGGUGAUUUGGUUUCAUCGGUUUUGAAAUUGUAAGAAGCAGAGGUACUUUCAAAUUCCUAGAAGAGCCCUUGGUCAUUGGUGUGUUAA
Carya illinoinensis is the source of this 924-nucleotide messenger RNA. RefSeq lists its product as uncharacterized. The transcript has a single exon. Bases 59 to 739 code for a protein of 226 amino acids. Gene Ontology annotation, molecular function: kinase inhibitor activity. Gene Ontology annotation, cellular component: plasma membrane. The record is from RefSeq and is a predicted model, not a curated record. NCBI's taxonomy places the organism in Eukaryota, Viridiplantae, Streptophyta, Magnoliopsida, Fagales, Juglandaceae.